UUAUUAGAUCCCGGAGCCCAGCAGGCACCAGCCCGGGGAUGUGGGGCUGGGGGUGAGCCUGCCUCGGGACGAGGGCGUCCUGCUGCAGCCAGCGCUCCCUGCUCGCCGCGUAAGUACCGCGGGUGGACCGGGACCGGGCCAGCCCGGCGAGGGGGGCUCGUCCUCUGCCUCAGCCCCACUCCGGGUGCUCCCUGCCCAGUGCCCCGGGCAGUGCUGGGGAGCUGCUCCCGAGGGAUGCAGGCACCUGCUCCGCCCCACCAGCCAGGGGACUCUGCCUCUGGCUCCAUCCCGGAGGGUUCGGAGGGUUUGGAGGGGGGUGAGAUGCUCUGACACCCCGCAGGGUCUCGGGGCAGCACCCGCCACCCUGCAGGGCCAGCUGCUGGCUCCGGGGUGAGCAGGGACACGGGGACAGCAAUGGGGCUCCAGCGCCCACCCCUGGCACCCACAAGCUCCCUGUCCCCUCCCAAGCCGAGCCCAGCAGAGCCCAGCCCUCCUGGGCUGGCACAGGGCAGCGCCAGGCUGGAGCUGCUCCCGGCUGUGCCCAGGGACUGCCAGUGCCACCAGGCAGCUGCAGCCACCAGCCCCAGCAGAGGGGGACAGCAGAGCCGUGGGGAUGGCUCAGCCCUCCCUCCGUGGCCUUGGGUGCUGUUCCACUCUGGGGUUUGGGUGCUGUGCCCCCAGCACCUCCCCACGGGCACUGCCCGGGCAGAGGGGGCUGUGGGGCUGCUCUGCACGGGGUCCUCAUCUUCAUCUUCAUCUUCAUCUUCAUCUUCAUCUUCAUCUUCAUCUUCAUCUUCAUCUUCGUCUUCCUGGGUUUCCUGGGCCCCUGAACGUUCCUCUCUCGCUGGGCACUGACUGAGAGCCACUCUUGGUUGAACUUGGCCAGCACGAGCACCCCAGGAAAGCUUUCUGCUGGGUUUGUGCCCUUCCCCGAGUGCAGCAGCCCCCUCCCCUCCCGUUCCACGGGCACGGGGAUCCCCCAGAGCAGCAAACCCUUCUCCUGGCACCCACAGACCCACUGCUGUCACCUGGGGGCUCCUGGGGUGACUCUGAGCACCAGCACCAGCCCAGGUGCCCUUUGUCCAGCCCAGCACCAUGGAGGUGCCCCCCAAGAGCCCCGACGGCAGCGAGAAGUCCCCUCAGUCCAAGGAGCUGAUCACCAGCAGCACGGGCAGCACGCUGUGCAUGAGCUCCCGCAGCGAGUCCGUGUGGACCAGCGCCCCCAGGAGCAAGUGGGACAUUUACCACAAGCCCCUCAUCGUGGUGUCCGUGGGAGUGGCCAUCUUCCUCUUCGGGGUGGUCAUCACCAGCCUGGCCUGCUUCCUGACCAAGCACAAGAAGGUGUACAAGAUGUCUGGCCCGGCCUUCCUGUCCCUGGGACUGAUGCUCCUGGUGUGCGGCCUGGUCUGGAUCCCCAUCAUCCGCAAGAAGCAGAAGCAGAGGCAGAAGUCCCAGUUCCUGCAGAGCCUCAAGUCCUUCUUCUUCAACCGCUGAGGGCAGCCAGGGCCUUCUCCAGAAGGUUCCCUGCCCUCCUCCAACCCGUGUUGAUCAGCCAUGAAAACAAACACUUUCUUGUUCUCCCUAGAGGAUUUCACCCCAUCAGUUCUUCCCUCUGUGGUCUCCAGUGUGAAAAUGAACUCUGUGCCUCAUCCCAGGGAAAAAGGAGCAGGAAUUUUCAGCUGAGCCCAGCAAGGCAGGUCCAAGGUCUCUGCAUCACCCCCCUGCCCAAAGAGUGACCCAAGAGCACAAACUGGGUAAAGCACAGCCCCAGAGGAGCCUGGGCUGAAACAAAACCCCCAGGAGGCUCUGCAGGAUCCACCGGCAGAGAGGAGCCACAAUUCCUUCCAGCUCCCUGAUCUGCCUGAGAGGCUGCAGGGUCUGCACAGCAUCAGGAGACAGAGCAGAAGCAGAGGGACAAGGACACUGCAGAGGGACACAGACCCUGCAGAGAGACACGGACCCUGCAGAGGGACACGGACCCUGCAUAGGGUCCCAGAUGCUACAGGGGGUUCCAGAUCCUGCAGAAAGUCCCAGAUCCUACAGGGGGUUCCAGACCCUGCAGAAGGUCCCAGACCCUGCUGCUCCAGGCACCUGGCAGGGCAGGGACAAGGGAAAUGUGUCUGGGAAUGGUCUGAGCUGUGGGAGCUCAGAGCUGAGGGCUGAUGCCCUCCCGGGAAACUCAGCCUCCCCCUGGCCAUCCCUGCCUGAACUCCCCCAUUUCUGGCACACAUCUCUGCCUGAAGCUGUGCUCCAAGGAGCCUUUCUGUGUCCCAGCCUGGCUGGCAGGGAGCUCGGGCUCACCCUGGCACUGGUGCCAGCCUGUGACCAGGGCUGUGUGCCUGGGCAUCCCCUCCAUCCUCUCCAUGGUCCGUGUGGGCAGAGCUGGAGGUGGCACAGCUGCAGUAGGAGUGUUUGAGCACACGAGUCGCUUUGCCCCAGGCUCAGCCUGGCCCUGAACUCUGUUUCCUGACUGGUGCAGACACCCCUGGGCAGGCAGUGCCAGCUUGUCUGUGCCAGAGCUGGCACAGGAGCCAGCAGAGCUGUUUGUUCCUCAGCCACCCUCGUGCCGUGCCACGCUCGGCUGCUGUUCACAGUCCUGCCCUGGCACAGGCAGCCUCUGCUCCUCCACUGCCCCGGGCAGGGAUGCUCCCCAAAACCCCCACUGGGGCAGCUGCAGCCAGAGGGGCACCAGGAUUCAGGGUGGGAAUCACGGAGCAGCCCCGGUGCCAGCUGGCUGCAGGUGUGGGCAUGGGGCAUGCCUGGGGCUGUGCUGGGCAGAGACCUGGAACUGGGUCCUGCUGCACUGGGCUGUGCCCAGCAGGGCUGCUCCUGCACUGCCAGGAGAACACAGGGAGCCCCGGUGCCCCUGGCCAAGGAGGAGGCACUCAGUGAAACGUCGGUGGGACAAAAAGGCACCGAGAGCAGGAAUUGGAUUGGAUUCCAGACUGGUCACUGGUAACAUGAAUGUGAGGUUUCAUUAAAGGAAAACGUUUCCAAGGGCUGCUGUGGUCACAUCUCUGCUG
Molecule: messenger RNA, 3023 nt
Organism: Passer domesticus (house sparrow)
Lineage: Eukaryota; Metazoa; Chordata; Aves; Passeriformes; Passeridae
Gene: PIRT
Product: phosphoinositide interacting regulator of transient receptor potential channels
Exons: 2
Coding region: 1096-1494 (132 amino acids)
Biological process (GO): positive regulation of cation channel activity; phosphatidylinositol-mediated signaling
Cellular component (GO): plasma membrane
Molecular function (GO): phosphatidylinositol bisphosphate binding; transmembrane transporter binding
Source: RefSeq, a predicted model, not a curated record